CUGUCUAAAAAGAGGUUAGACUGAACGAACUGGUGGAAAUUGUAAUUUUUGAGGAAUUCUCUUUAGAGGCGAGUUAUUAAAUUACUUUGGUUAUAAUACAUUAUCUCCUGAAUUUUGUGCGGAUCCCAAGACUAUGUAUUAUUAUAUGCACAUUUCAUUGAAUUUCGAAAAGGACGAGAUCCCUCACAUAACACCAGCUUUCUUCAAAGAAAAUAUCAUCAGGAGCGUCCGGACAAUUUUUGGAGAAUAUGCAUGUAAUGCUGAUAUCGACAUACUAAAGUAUAACCCAAGAAACCUUAAUGCUAUACUUCGAGUGCCAGAGCAUUUAUACGUGAAAAUUCAUGCAAGUUUGACGUUUUGUGGAUCUUGGCAGGGCCGACCUUGUUAUUAUACUGUCCAUAAAGUUAGUCCAUUGUUGUUAAGCAUAUCUCACGAUAGUAGGAACUACGAACACUAA
Messenger RNA from Coccinella septempunctata (seven-spotted ladybird), 457 nucleotides. Its product is annotated as ribonuclease P protein subunit p14-like. Gene Ontology annotation, biological process: tRNA 5'-leader removal. The transcript has 2 exons. The record is from RefSeq and is a predicted model, not a curated record. Lineage: Eukaryota; Metazoa; Arthropoda; Insecta; Coleoptera; Coccinellidae. The coding region runs from base 134 to 457 and encodes 107 amino acids. Gene Ontology annotation, cellular component: ribonuclease P complex.